This is a messenger RNA of Megalobrama amblycephala (Wuchang bream), 3320 nucleotides long. It is a transcript of the gene oxsr1b, whose product is annotated as oxidative stress responsive kinase 1b. Gene Ontology annotation, biological process: protein phosphorylation. The record is from RefSeq and is a predicted model, not a curated record. NCBI's taxonomy places the organism in Eukaryota, Metazoa, Chordata, Actinopteri, Cypriniformes, Xenocyprididae. Gene Ontology annotation, molecular function: ATP binding; protein serine/threonine kinase activity. Bases 252 to 1796 code for a protein of 514 amino acids. The transcript is spliced from 18 exons.
GUGUGAUUAUGACACACCCAAGAUGGCCGCCUUUCGCGUCCGUCAGUGUGUAGGAAUGUGGUGGGCGGGGCUUUUGGCGCUGGUGGCAAAGUUUGGGAAUGAUAGAAAGGCUAUUGAAGAUAAUCGCGGAGAAGAGCUGGAAUGCUACUGCUUUGCGAAUUACAGUAACAUUUAAACGUUGUUUUCUGUAAGCACCCAACACUAGUGCUUGGAUUCAUCAGGAUCUAAAUAAAGGUACGCAAUCCUGAGACAUGUCGGAGGACCUGAGCUCCCAACCCUGGUCCAUCAACAAGGAUGACUAUGAGCUGCAGGAGGUGAUCGGGAGUGGAGCUACGGCUGUGGUCCAGGCUGCCUACUGUGUGCCCAGGAAGGAGAAGGUCGCCAUCAAACGCAUCAAUCUGGAAAAAUGUCAGACAAGCAUGGAUGAGCUCCUGAAAGAGAUUCAGGCAAUGAGCCAGUGUCACCAUCCCAACAUUGUGUCGUACUACACAUCGUUUGUGGUGAAGGAUGAGCUGUGGUUGGUCAUGAAGCUGCUCAGUGGUGGUUCAGUGUUAGACGUGAUAAAGCACAUCAUUUCAAAGGGGGAACACAAGACCGGUGUGCUGGAUGAACCCAGUAUAGCUACGGUGCUGAAAGAGGUCCUUCAGGGUCUGGAGUACCUCCACAAAAAUGGCCAGAUCCACAGGGAUCUUAAAGCUGGAAACAUCCUGCUGGGGGAGGACGGGUCAGUGCAAAUCGCAGAUUUUGGAGUAAGUGCCUUCUUAGCCACUGGUGGUGACAUGACUCGAAAUAAAGUGCGGAAGACGUUCGUGGGAACGCCAUGUUGGAUGGCUCCAGAGGUGAUGGAGCAGGUGAAAGGUUACGACUUCAAAGCAGACAUCUGGAGUUUUGGGAUCACAGCCAUCGAACUGGCCACAGGCUCCGCUCCUUACCACAAAUACCCUCCUAUGAAGGUGUUGAUGUUGACCCUGCAGAAUGAUCCACCUUGCCUUGAGACUGGAAUCGCAGACAAAGAGAUGGUGAAGAAAUACGGGAAGUCCUUGAGGAAGAUGAUCUCGUUGUGUUUGCAGAAGGAGCCAGAGAAAAGGCCAACAUCAUCAGAACUCUUAAAACAUAAAUUCUUCCAGAAAGCCAAGAAUAAUGAAUUCCUGCAGGAGAAAUUAUUACAUAGAGCACCUACAAUUACAGAGAGAGCGAGAAAGGUACGGCGAGUUCCUGGCUCCAGUGGGAGACUCCAUAAAACAGAAGAUGGAGAGUGGGAAUGGAGCGAUGAUGAACUGGAUGAGGAGAGCGAGGAGGGCAGAGCUGCUGUUGCUGCCUUACGGUCACCAAGAGUAAAAGAAGGGCUCCAGACUGCAGAGAUAUUCCAGCCUUUCGGCAGUCAUCUCCAGCCUGAACUACCUCAAGCUGCUGGCCAGGGCUCGGCCAACACUCAACACACUGCCCCAACUACAACCCCAUCACAGCCACAGCCUGCGCAGGCCCCAGGAAGUGAUGCUUCCCAGUCCCCCAUCAGUUUAGUAUUAAGGUUAAGAAACUUGAAAAAGGAGCUGAAUGACAUACGAUUUGAGUUCAUGCCUGGCAGAGACACAGCAGAUGGGGUUUCUCAGGAGCUGGUAUCGGCUGGUUUGGUAGAUGGCCGAGAUUUAGUUAUAGUGGCUGCUAAUUUGCAGAAGAUAGUUGAAGAGCCUCAUUCCAAUAAAAAUGUCACAUUUAAACUGGCCUCUGGUGUUGAAGGCUCUGAGAUUCCUGAUGAUGUCAAACUCUUGGGAUUUGCUCAGCUCAGCAUUAGCUAAACUUUGGCUCUGUGCGGGACCAUGACUUGCCUACAAAUGUGAAAACAAACCAACACUACCAACAGAAUGACACAUUGAUAUUUUUUUCCUCUCUCAAUUGCCCUCAAGAAACCACUGUUGCCAAAGAGAAAAGUACCAUUGCUCAACCCAUAGGAUUUCAAACGGCCCAUCGGCAGAGUUGCACAAAGAUGAAAUUGAUCAGAAUUUGUAGGAAUCCAUUAAAAUAAAGUUUACGAUUUAUUCGUACAAGGAUGCCGUUAUCGUAACCAGAUAUAACCUUAAUGCUCUUUUAAUGUUUCUCUUUCUUUUCCUCUUUUAUGUUUGUUCUAUUUUUGCACAUUCUGAACUGACACCCAAAAAAUGAAAUGUAAAAAUGCCUCCAAUUUAACUACUGAGUGCAUGUGAGGAGAGUGGUGUUAAUAGAGGAAAUGAGUGAAUGGGUUUGCAGUAGCUAUAGAAUUUUUUUUUUUUUUUACUUGUAUUUUUUCUAUGCCUUUAAAGAGAAGCCGCUAGCAUGUUUUACCAGACCGCUUGCAUUAUUUACCUAGGUUCAUUUAAACCAGCUUGAUGAACAUUUAUAGAGUCUGGUUUAGAAAUUUCAGAGAUUAUGGUUGCGCUCAAAAACAACCUUUCCGCCUGUUAUUCAGAGAGUCUGAUUCCUUCAUUGUACACUGGCUAGUUUCAAUACAAACACAAAUAUCCUUUAGUUCAAAUGCAACACACAUUCGCUGAAUAAGAUUAAAUUAUCUAUUCAGUGUCACUGAGGCUCGACGAACACUCCUAAAGUCUGGUUUAUUUUGCUGCUUUUCCCUUGUUUAUUUUAUUUGUGUGUGUGUGUGUGUGUGUGUGUGUGUGUGUGUGUGUGUGAGUGAGUGAGUGAGUGAGUGUGUGUGUGCUCAACAGGGCACAUUUGCAAAUGUUACUAUCCCACGCUGCUCUAAAAGUUAUUGCCUUAAUGUUUCUACACAUUUCUGCAUCAACCAUAUCUCUCCUUUUUUUAGAUUUCACAUUAAUUUGUGCAUUUUGGUUUUAAGUUUUUGAUUAUAUCUGUCACUUCUUCUCAUUUUUUAUAAGUCUCUGUUUAAGCGAUUAAGAUUUUCGAAAAAGGUAGAAGUACGUGAGGUACCUGAUGAAACUUUGGUGUUUGUUUUUUUUUUCUGUUCUGGAAUUGAAUUCUUAAGUAUUCAUGUGUAUUUCUGAUCUCGAUUGAACAUGUAAAUAAUAUAAUUUGCCAUUGGUUUGAUUUUAUAUGGGAUAUUUGUCUCAUGGCCUAUGUGUUCUUCAUAAAUACGGUGAUGGGAGGUGGUGUCGGUCACAAAAGACACAUUGUGAGUUUUGUUGGUUUGUCUGUUUGUCUAUGAGGGUGCCUAUAAUCACAGCGGGAUCUUAGGUGGCCUAUAUUUGCCUGAUGUUUCCAGCAGGUCUGUCCUAAACUGCUGAAGUUCUCCUUAGAAUUUAUGUGAGAGGUUGUUUACUUCACUCAAGAAAUCUCAUUAAACAUAUCGCUACCUGUGUGCAAGAACA